UGUGUGUGUGUGUGUGUGUGUGUGUGUGUUUCUGUGUGUGUGUGUGUGUGUGUGUGUUUCUGUGUGUGUGUGUGUGUGUGUUGCGUUCACUGACCUCAGUGUGUCUCCACCCAGCAGCAGAGAGGAAGUGAAGGUAGCACGUCCGUCAGUCCUGACGGUGACACGCUGCAGACAUCUUCCUGUUGGUCCUGAUCCAGCAGAACUUCUCGGGCUGACACCAGAACCUGUCAGCUGUUUGUGAUGGCCGAACCAGAACCAGAACCAGAACCAGAACCAGAGAGGGACACUGAGCUGCACCAGCUGACUCUGGAUCCAGACCCUCCCAGCUGUUCCAGUCUAACCACUCAGCAGCUGCAGCAGCAGUUGAAGGUGUUGAAGCAGAGAGAUCGACCCGUUCGGCUGCUCUUUGAAAUCCCGUCAACACGAAUCAUCGAACACACUCUGUCCAGACAUGUGGUCUAUGAGAUCGUGGUGAUGCGUUCCGGCAGCUUCGAUUCCCGCCGCGUGUCCGUUGAGCGCCGUUACAACGACUUCUCCAGCUUCCACCACAAACUGCUGCAGGAGUUCGACGAGGAGCUGGAGGACGUGGUUCUGCCCCGGAAGGUUCUGACCGGGAACUUCAGUCCAGAGAUCAUUGCGGAGCGCCGUCUGUCUCUGCAGGACUACCUGGCUAAACUCUACGCCACACGCUGCGUCCGACACUCGCCUCACUUCCCAGAAUUCUUCACUGAGCAGGAGCAGAAACGAGCACACAGCUUACUGCGAGCGGGUCAGUUUGGGCCGGCUCUGGACCAGCUGCAGACAGUUCUAGAGAUCCAGGAGAAGCUGCUGCCAUGGCAAAAGCCGACCCUGAUCAUCCCAACUCUGUGUGCCAUGGCGAUCUGUUACCGCGAUCUGGAGGAACCGGACAAGGCGUUUGGCGCCGCUCAGAGAGCGCUGCCUCCAGUGAGGCGGUAUGGACUGAAGGACUACAGAGCCGCCCUGCUGGACCUGCUGGUGGACCUCGGGUACCAACUGGGCCGCCCGGUGGCUCAGCUGCAGGACGAGCUGACGGUGCUGAGGGACACCGAGAGGGGACAGGUGUCCUCCUGCUCCCUGAAGGAGUUAGUGGUCCGAGAGUUCACCUGAUGGAGCUCAGCGUGUCACAUCUAUCAGGUACACCUGUCCAAAGGUACACCUGUCCACCAGGUGGAGCUGUUUCUGUCCUCCCUCUUUACAAACUAAAGGUGGUCAGAUGUGACAUUACUGUGACCUUAAAUGUUCAUCAAGUGUUUGAUCACCUUUACCUGUACAGGUGUGCCUCAUAGAGUGACCACUGACUGUGACUUCCUGUCAGGUGAAAACAGGAAGUUUGUUUUUGGUUAAGAGACAUUUAUAAACCAACACAGGGUCCGGUCGAAUAGUCUAUGAGAGAGACAGAGAGAGACAGAGAGAGACAGAGAGAGAGAGAGACAGAGAGAGAGAGAGAGAGAGAGAGAGAGACAGAGAGAGGGAUAGAGAGAGACAGAGAGAGAGACAGAGAGAGAGAGAGAGCAGCAUGAACUUUCAGUUUUUAUAUGAAAUUUUGAGGAUGAAACACUUUUAGCAAUUACCUCCCUGGAAAAGGAAGAACAGAAAACACCAAAGAAAACUUUGAGAAAUCCAUCUGAACUGAGGAGUCCAGCAGAAAAGUCCAAGCAACUGACAAACUGACGGUUUUUCAGUUUGCCGACUGCAAGACUUUCUCAGCAAACAUAACGUUCUGAGUCAAAUUGGUCACAUCUACACCCUUCACACUCUCAUUAACAAACAUGUUCAUCAAAACAAGAACAAAUGUUUCUCUUGUUUUGUAGACUUCAAAAAAGCAUUCGACUCAAUCUGGCACAGUGGUCUGUUCCUAAAGUUAAUUGAAAAAGGUAUAGGGGGGAGAAUCUAUGACAUAAUUAAAACAAUGUACAUAAAUAAUAAAUGUGCUGUGAAGAUCAACAACAUGGAAACAGAUUUCUUCCCCCAAAGCAGAGGGGUGAAACAGGGCUGCAGUCUCAGCCCCACCCUGUUUAACAUUUAGAUUGAUGAAUUUGCUAAAUCACUUGAACAGUCGGAUAUCCCUGGCCUCGCUCUCUCUGACACAGAUAUUAAAUGCCGACUCUUUGCAGAUGAUCUGAUACUGUUAGCUCCAUCUAAAGAGGCAUUACAACAGCAACUAGAUCAUCUGCAGAACUUCUGUGAGACCUGGGCCCUGACAGUUAACCUAGAGAAGACGAGGAUCAUGGUCUUCCAGAAACGACCCAGAUGUCAGGGAAACCCAAACCAAAAGUUCUUACUGGGCUCUGCUGACAUUGAACUCACACAUAACUACACAUAUUUAGGACUCAAAAUUAGCUCUACAGGAAAUUUUAAUCUGGCCAUUAAUGAACUCAGAGACAAGGGAAGAAGCUUUUUACGCCUUAAAGAAGUCCUCAGUUAUUGAUAUACCCGCUAGAAUCUGGCUCAAAAUACUCCACUCUGUAAUUGAACCCAUUUUACUGUAUGGUAGUGAAGUAUGGGGCCCUCUUACAAAUCAAGACUUUGAAAAAUGGGACAAACAGCCAAUAGAAAGCCUGCAUACUGAGAUCUGUAAGAGCAUUCUCAGAGUCCAGAGGAACACCCCCAGUAAUGGAUGUCGAGCUGAAUUAGGACAAUUUCCCCUUUUAAUUCGGAUACAAAAAAGAGCCAUCAAAUUCUACCAACACCUCAAAGCCAGCGAGCCCAGCUCCUACCACUACAAAGCCCCGCAAUGCCAAGAGGAGAGCAAAGAAGGGUGUCCCCUCAGCCAGCUGGUCCACCAGAUCAGCGCCAACAGCUCAGGGCACCAAGACCGCCCUCACACAAUCCGGCCCCGCCAAAUCAGAACUAAAGAAAAAGACAAUUACAUCAACUAUUGGACAUCUGCAACCAAAACACAAAGCAAACUCCAGUGCUAUUCGGCCCUAAACAGACAAUACUGCAUGGCAGAUUAUCUGAGCUGUGUAACCGACCCCAGACUGAGGAAGACGUUGGCUAUGUACAGACUCAGCAACCACAGCCUGGCCAUAGAGACAGGCCGACACAGGCAGACCUGCUGCCCAGAGAGGACAGGCUGUGCACCCACUGCACACAACGCGAGGUGGAGACUGAGCUGCACUUUUUAACCUCCUGCAGCUAUACCAGGACAUUAGAAACACAAACUUUCCACAAAUUGUGGACACACAGAGGGACUUUGAGACACUGGACCCCACCCAAAAACUCCCAUACCUGCUGGGGGAAGUCCAGCAAUGUGCACACAUAGCUGGAAGAUUUCUGUACUGCUGCGACCAGAGAAGGAUGUCCAGCAGACAAGAAGGACAGACUGAGACCGUCUCCUCCUGCUGGACAUAAUGAACUUUGUACAUAUUGAACUUUGUACAUAUUGAACAAUUUAAUUAUUAUUAUUUCAUAUUCCUGUAUUUUAUGUUAAAACAUUUAUCUGUGCUUUAUCUUGAUGUCAUGCUUUGGCAAUGUAAACAUGUUUCCCAUGCCAAUAAAGCUGAAUUGAAUUGAAUUGAAAUGAA
This is a messenger RNA of Larimichthys crocea (large yellow croaker), 3548 nucleotides long. RefSeq names its product sorting nexin 20 (gene snx20). The record is from RefSeq and is a predicted model, not a curated record. Gene Ontology annotation, molecular function: phosphatidylinositol phosphate binding; protein binding. Gene Ontology annotation, cellular component: early endosome membrane. Lineage: Eukaryota; Metazoa; Chordata; Actinopteri; Sciaenidae. Gene Ontology annotation, biological process: protein transport. The transcript has 4 exons. The coding region runs from base 241 to 1128 and encodes 295 amino acids.